Lasiosphaeria miniovina is the source of this 1811-nucleotide messenger RNA. RefSeq lists its product as uncharacterized. The record is from RefSeq and is a predicted model, not a curated record. The transcript is spliced from 2 exons. Lineage: Eukaryota; Fungi; Ascomycota; Sordariomycetes; Sordariales; Lasiosphaeriaceae. Bases 310 to 1707 code for a protein of 465 amino acids.
UGCUGGGCGGCAGACAGCAACUUGACUUGGCGAUGGCCCAAGAUGGUGUCAAGCCUGGUGUCAAGCGCCUAAAAAUCCCGCAUAACCAGUAAUUAUACGCAAUCGGGGAGAAACGUCCGCAGCUCAGGGGCGUGAGAAGCCUAUGACUCUGCAGCCUUACGAGCGCUCGAAUGCGUGCCUGGCCAUUCCGAUCCUCACAUGUCGAGUGCCGUCUCGCUGCUCAUUUGAGUCUGUCAUCGCGGCAAUCACGUUCCCCUGGGAUGCGAGGGUUCAUCACCGAACAAUAUCACAUAUCUCUUGGCAUCAUCAAUGGAGCCGUCGGUAUUUGCGGCCGCCGAACUCGAUGCCGGGGACGUGCCUGUCCGGCUCUCACUCGCAUCGUCGCCGUCGCCAUUCACCUCGACCCCACAGCACCGUGAGAUCUUUGUGAGACGACAUGCAUCCGCCGGAAACAGUAGGGAGGUGGGCAUCGUAGAGAGGACAUUUUCAGUCCAAGGAGGCGCAACGCUAUACGACAGCGAGCGAUUCCUAAAUCUCCGCGACGACUCCUUCAUUCCUCUCUAUGUGCAGCCCGAAGCAGACCGGGCCGAGUGGAAGGUGGAGCUCGGCUUCGGUCGGGGCACCGUUCCUGUCCAGUAUCCAUUCCGGACGAGGUCUGAUGCCCUGCGGUUCCAGCAAUUUCUGACGGGAUAUGAAACGGUCGCACACUUCGAGGAUGUGGCAUGCGUGGUCACGUACAAGGGCUGGCGCAUCGCCCAUCCGCAGUACGCUGGCGUCGGGGAAAUCCAGCUUUGGAGGCAGGCGAAAACGUCGACAACCAGCGGGCUGCUGACACCCACGUCUUCUCGGUCGAGUUUCUCGACCCAGCAGCGAAGCUCGGUCCUGAUGGCAGGCGGCCUGUCGCCUACGAGCGCCCGUCCGAUGAGCAUCGCGUCAGUGCAGAGCAUGUCGUCGCUCGUGCGCACCGGGACAACGGGGACCGUCCAGACGCACGGGGCAAGGGGGACGCCCGUGUACGUCAAUCACAAUGACCGGCCGCCUCUGCUUGUCGCCUUUUUGAAGGACAGGGGCAAAGAUGGAGGAUAUGCCAUGCUGAAAGCCAACAUCACGAACCUCGUCCAGAGUGAAUUCACAAAUGGAUGGGAAGAGGCGCUACUGCGCCUGACUGCUCGAGGUGAGCCGACAUUUCGCGUCGACAAGCAUCUUCCAGAGCCGGGGCAAGACCGCCUCAGCUCGUGGAACCUCUGCGGGCCAAGAAAGACAACCAAGAAAAAGACGGAGCUUGUCGACCACCUCGAAUGCACUCACUUGGCUCUCAACUUUGCCAGCCGGAAGGAUCCCGCGAAUCUCGAGAAACGGGAGUCGCUCGACAGGCAGAUGCUGAUGCUGCAGGCCGGACAGCUGCAGCGACUCGCAGGCGAGACUGUGAUUCGAGACAGAGAGAUUUCGGAAAGAUCGCGCGAAAUGCGCACGCCCAUGCCGUCGCAGCUGUCGCUUGCACCUCCGACGUCGACGCCAACAUUGACCCCCCGGUCCUCGCGAUACAACAGUUUUCUUGAGCCGCUGCCGGAGAUCCAGCGCGAAUCGACCUACAUCGGAACCGAUUUUAUCAUGCAGUCGGGCAAUUCGCGUCCAGCCCCAGAAGCAGCAGCAGCAGCUGUUACUGCUGAGCUCGAAGCCCAAGUGGGGCAGGGGCGUGGCGGGUGAGCGCUAGGCACCUGGCGGGAACCUGCAUCAUUGACGUCAUCGGUCCUGCCUUCACCCAACGUCCCUUCCCGGCCAGGUCUGAGGUCCAUCUCGACUCGCACCUC